AUGGAAGCGAGGCGAGCAGGAAGUAGCGCGGCUGAUAAUGUACACCUGGAGGUUGACACACUCGUAAGGCUGUUUCAGGAAGGAUGGGAAGGCAGAGGCACGGGAAGAGGGUGCUGCAGAGCGAUCCCGGCCCGCACCGGAAGGAGGAGAAGAGCGCCGCGCCGCACCGCAAGGACAAGAAGAAGAAGCCGGACAUCGGGAAGCUCUUCAUCAACAUCUCCAUCGGACUCUGCAUCUUCAGCCUCGUCUGGUUCUUCUACGCCCUCUACAUGCGCUCCUCCCUGGCCAAGAGGGUGAUCACCCUGCACCCCUCCCCGCGGGUUCUGGACGACAACAGUACCAGUCCUGCCGUGUCCCCGGAAAGGUUCUGGGGCUCCUACAGACCCCAGGUGUAUUUCGGAAUGAAGACCAGGAGCCCCCGAUCUGUCGUGACAGGCCUCAUGUGGAUGCGGCAGUUCUCGGAGAUGGACGUCAGCCUCCGGCACACCUGCGAGCAGGGCGACCGGCUGCAGAGCUACGGCUGGCUGCUGCACGACGGGCUCAGCUUCGGGGUGCAGGAGAUCCGCGACAGCGACUUCACCCUCACCACCGAGUUCGUCAAGAGGAUGGGCGGCGAGCACGGGGGCGACUGGACCUGGAGGAUCACCGCCAAACAGCACAGCUCGGCUGCGCAGGCCCCUGUCAUCUCGCUGAUGUUCUAUGUUGCCACGGAUACGCAGGGUUCUCUGCAGCCUCAUGUGGAGGAGAGGAACCGGCUGGGUUCCAUCACGGGUUCCUCCGAGGAGCUCGGGAACUUCAAGAUUACCUUCCGAAAGCCCUCUGCCGGAGAGGCAGCUGGUGACAAGUAUGCCACCUAUAAUUACUUGAAGGCAGGGAGUCAGGGGCUGGAGAAGCUGACAGACAUUGUGCGGAACAGCCUGAGCCGCCGGUUCCUCUUUAGCCCUCCGUCCGGGGAGAAGAGGCCCUACAUCGCCGUGGAUACGCACAAGCCCCCUCAGCAUCAGCACCACCAGCAGCAGCAACAGGACCCCAGGAAGGAGAGCGACUUUGUGGUGCACCAGGUGACGGUGCAGACCCCCUUCCAGGUGGAGGUGCUCUUCGAGUCCGGGAGCUUCCGGGACCGGCCCGACCAGCUGGUGGGUGCGGUGAUGACCGAGGAGCUGGAGAGGAGGAAGGCCGCCUUCGACCUAAAGUUCGAGAGGACCUUCGCUCUGCAGAGGAAGGGCUACACCCCGUCCCAGGUCAAGUUCGGCAAGGGGGCGCUCAGCAACAUGCUGGGAGGGAUGGGCUACUUCUACGGCCAGUCGGUGGUGCAGUCGGCCUACAACGAGUACCCCUUGCUGUACCCGGAGGGGGCGCUGUACACCGCCGUGCCCUCCCGCUCCUUCUUCCCGCGCGGCUUCCUGUGGGACGAGGGCUUCCACCAGCUGCUGCUGGCCCGCUGGGACCCGCAGGUGACGCAGGAGGCCACGGCGCACUGGCUGGACCUGAUGAACGCCGAGGGCUGGAUCCCGCGGGAGCAGAUCCUGGGGGACGAGGCGCGCAGCAAGGUCCCCGCCGAGUUCGUGGUGCAGCGCAAUGAGAACGCCAACCCGCCCACUCUCUUCCUGGCGCUGCAGGAGCUGCUGGAGCAGCUGCCUGACAACGGUGGUGACCCCGCCCACCCCACCGUGCGCUUCCUCCGGCGCAUCUUCCCGCGGCUGCAGACGUGGUUCGAGUGGUACAACACCACGCAGGCGGGGCCGCUGCCCGGCUCGUACCGCUGGCGCGGGCGCGACAGGGACACUGAGCUCUUCCUCAACCCCAAGACGCUGACGUCCGGGCUGGACGACUACCCCCGCGCCUCGCACCCGUCGCCGGAGGAGCGGCACGUGGACCUGCGCUGCUGGCUGGCGCUGGCGGCGGGCGUGAUGGCGCGGGCGGCCCGGCUCCUGGGCGAGCCGCACGCCACGUACGAGCUGACCCGCCUCGCCCUGGCCAACGGCACCCGGCUGGACGAGCUGCACUGGUCCGAGCAGCUGCGCGCCUUCGCCGACUUCGGCAACCACACGGCGAACGUGUCACUGCAGCCGGAGAGGGUGCACGUACCGCCCGGGACGCCCCGCCACCAGUUCCCCGCCGCGCGGCUCGUCCGCGCUGUCCGCCGGCCCCCGAAGAUGCAGUACGUCAACGCCCUGGGCUACGUCAGCCUCUUCCCUUUCCUCCUCCAGGUGCUUUCCCCCGACUCGCCCCGUCUGCAGCACAUCCUGCGGGACAUGAGGGACCCCGAAAAGCUGUGGACCCCCUUCGGCCUGCGCUCGCUGUCCAAAUCCGACCCGCUCUACAUGAAGCGCAACACGGAGCACGACGCCCCCUACUGGCGGGGCCCCAUCUGGAUCAACAUCAACUACCUGGCCGUGCGGGCACUACAUCACUACGGGAACGCAGAGGGGCCGUACCGGGAGGCGGCGGCCGCGCUGUACCAGGAGCUCAGGACUAACGUGGUCGGCAAUGUUUACAGACAGUACCUGGAGACGGGCUACAUCUGGGAGCAGUACAAUGACAGCACUGGCAGGGGACAGGGCAGUCACCCCUUCACGGGCUGGUCUGCGCUGACUAUACUCAUGAUGGCCGAGCAGUACUGACCCCCCUUCCCCGCCCCCCACCCCGCAUCAU
Molecule: messenger RNA, 2655 nt
Organism: Megalops cyprinoides (Indo-Pacific tarpon)
Lineage: Eukaryota; Metazoa; Chordata; Actinopteri; Elopiformes; Megalopidae
Gene: mogs
Product: mannosyl-oligosaccharide glucosidase
Exons: 5
Coding region: 84-2624 (846 amino acids)
Biological process (GO): protein N-linked glycosylation; oligosaccharide metabolic process
Cellular component (GO): endoplasmic reticulum membrane
Molecular function (GO): Glc3Man9GlcNAc2 oligosaccharide glucosidase activity
Source: RefSeq, a predicted model, not a curated record